AUGUCGAAGAGAGGAGCCGCCGUGGCCGACCAGGUCGUGAAGCUCAUUGUCGGCGCCGGCCAGGCGAGUCCCAGUCCCCCCGUCGGUCCUGCGCUGGGUAGCAAGGGUGUGAAGUCGAUGGACUUUUGCAAGGUGAGGCUGCCAACCCUCGAUCCCUCGAUCCCAAUGCUGCGACGAACACAUGGCCACCUGCUGCCCAACAACCGUGCUCUGUUCUUUUUCAGGGUGGCAUCGGAGUUCAAUGCAAGGACGGCAAACCUCAUCGUCGGCACGCCGAUGCCCUGCCGAGUCACAGUUCGCGGCGACCGCUCAUUCCACUUCGACAUCCGAACGCCGCAGACAUCGUGGCUGUUGCUGAACGCCGCCGAGGUGCCGAUUGUGCCAGUUGGCAACAAGAAGAAGAGGAAGGGCGCAUCGAACCCUGGCAAGGAGACAGUCGGCACCCUCAGCUUGAAGCACGUGUACGAGAUCGCCAAGAUCAAGCAAUCCGAGACGCGCCUGUCAGGCCUCAGCCUCGAAUCUCUCUGCAGGUCCAUCAUCUACCAGUGCAGGACGAUUGGCCUCAAUGUCGUGCCAUAG
This is a messenger RNA of Colletotrichum gloeosporioides, 579 nucleotides long. RefSeq names its product 54S ribosomal protein L19. Gene Ontology annotation, cellular component: ribosome; mitochondrial large ribosomal subunit. Gene Ontology annotation, molecular function: large ribosomal subunit rRNA binding; structural constituent of ribosome. Bases 1 to 579 code for a protein of 192 amino acids. NCBI's taxonomy places the organism in Eukaryota, Fungi, Ascomycota, Sordariomycetes, Glomerellales, Glomerellaceae. The transcript is spliced from 2 exons. Gene Ontology annotation, biological process: translation. The record is from RefSeq and is a predicted model, not a curated record.